AUGUUCAAGGAAAGUGGCCACAGGCAGAUCCCAGCAUACUCGCAGGAGGAUUCUGCCUGGGCAAGACGCCUGCGUCUGAAAGUGCGCCACACAGACGGCAGCGAAGAAUGCUACUUCAUUAAGGUGUCUGUCAAACUGGAAGGCAAAGAGGCUCUAAAGGGCGAAUUCGAGUCUACAUUAGCUAUUCACAAUAUCAACCCCAGCUUUUGCCCGAAACCCAUCGGAUGGGGCACACUCAAAACAGAUUCGAACUCCCACUUCUAUAUUUGCAACUUUGAUAACUUCACCGGCGACAUGCCUGAGCCUAUUUCUUUCUGCGGGAAACUAGCUCAGCUGCAUCUGUCUUCUCGCCCCUUGUCGCCAAAUGGCCAAUUCGGAUUCCAUUGCAAGACGUAUAACGGGAACCUUCCUCAGGAGAAUACCUGGUCCGACCGCUGGGAGCUCUUCUUUGCCGACGGAUUGCGCGACGUCUUGAAGAUUCGGCUCAAGAGGGCUGGGCGUAGCUUGGAACUUGAAGCACUCGAACCUGCGCUAUUUGACAAGGUCAUUCCCAGGCUUCUCCGACCACUUGAAAGUGGCGGACGGCAGAUACAGCCUUCGUUAGUACAUGGAGAUCUGUGGUACGGGAACGCAGGCGUCGUCUCUGGUGAUGUAGAGAAAAGCAUCAUUUACGAUCCCUCUAGCUUUUGGGCGCACAAUGAGUAUGAACUAGGAAAUUGGCGACCAAGUCGAAAUAAGUUUGCAAGCAUUUACUUUGAGGAAUAUUUUUCUCACAUCGCCCCAUCCGAACCCUUAGAGGAUUUUGAUGAUCGCAACACACUCUAUUCCGUGAAAUUUAACCUGCAGGCGGCAGCUAUAUUUCCAGAUAACGAGGAGUAUUUACAGAUGGCUAUGGACGAUAUCAAGAUGCUUGUCGCCAAGUAUCCUCAGGGGUAUCAAUAG
Messenger RNA from Trichoderma harzianum CBS 226.95, 942 nucleotides. RefSeq lists its product as hypothetical. Lineage: Eukaryota; Fungi; Ascomycota; Sordariomycetes; Hypocreales; Hypocreaceae. The transcript is spliced from 6 exons. The record is from RefSeq and is a predicted model, not a curated record. The coding region runs from base 1 to 942 and encodes 313 amino acids.